AUGCGGUUUUUACCAUUGUGCAUUGUUACCUUGCUCAUCCUCUACACAGUCUUCUAUUUAACUAGGCGAACCUAUGCCAUUGGCGCAGCUGAAAUUGGUGAUGAUGUAGCUGGGAAUGUUCGAGGAAAGUCGUCUGGGAAGGGGGAUAAAGCACCUUGCGGGAAACCCGUGGAGACUAGAUCAAAUAUCAAGGGUCGACAAGGUCAACUGAGACGCAAUUCUCGGGGACCAGAAACAGCACAAUCUUCACAUUUAUCUCAACAGGCUACACUUGAAGAUCCUCUGGUACUUUCCGAAAUUUCUUCCUCAUCCGUUGAUGACAUUCUUGGAGAAAGUUUUCUAUAUGAUGUCGAGCUAGAUGACGAAGAUGAGGAUUAUGAGGUACAUUCUAAAGCUCCAAAGGACAAAGUAUUACCGUAUACUGAGGAAUUGGAAGAUGAGGAAGCUCUAGAGAAUUUUGGGAGUCCAUCUCAACCUUCUGCACCAUCCCCUCAACCAACUGAGCCUAAAGAAGUCACUAAGACUUUCACCACUAGUAAGCCUGCUACUUCUGCUGAGGAAUCUCCAAUUCCUAGAUUAGCUGGACGAGGUGUUACUACUUUAGACAUUUCUACUCCAAACACGUCCCAGCACCAAUCCUUCGAUUAUAACUUUGCUGGUAAUGCAAUAAGACUUAUAGUUCCCAAGAAGGGUGUUACUGUUAAAAGGUUAGUGGAUGGCACUGAAGAGAUCUGGACUCCUUCAUCUGGAGAGGAAUUCAAACACGUUGAUGCGUACUUGAACCAAGAUUACGAGCCGAAACUUGUUCUUUUAUUGGUAGAGGGAUCUUCUGGCAUGUUAAGAAAAAGUUAUGCAAAGAAUGAGAAUAAAUGGGAAGAAUGUAAGAACUAUUAUGAGGCUAUUGGCAAGUUAAACAUUCAAACGAAACGAGAAUCCUACUUUGACAUUGAUAUCUCUGCUGAUAAGGAUACGGAAGACUGUACUGUUUUUGAAGUAGAAUUACUGGGUAUUCCUACUCAUUCAUAUUUCCCCAAACCUGGCCAUUUCGCUACUGGGGUAAGGGAUGGUAAAGCAUCCAUAUGGAAAGGCAAUAACGUUUCUGAUCGUUGUAUUUCCUCUAUUAUUAAUACAAACGGCGAUAAGAAAGUACUGGAGUUGACGGUAGUGGAAAAUGGUUCAAGGGUAUGUAAAUUCUUUGAAAAGAAUGGUACUGAAUGGAAGGAUAUUACUGAGAAGGAUUUUAAUGGCAAAGUAAAUGGAAUGAAGAAUGGUGUUACUAGUCAAUCUGCCAAAGAUGCUCCUAAAGCUUCUCAAGGGUCCUCCAAUCCUACUUCAAAGUCUAAUACCACUCCUAGACAAAAGCGUGUCUACUAUGUUGGAGCUCCAAAGCAACAAUCACAUUCUCCAAUCGGUAAUAUUGAAUUUUUCGUCCUUGUAAAUGGUAUUCCUUCAACGAUGGACAACUUGGAGUUCCAGUCAUUCAUCAAUAAAAUCACAGAAAAUGUAAAAUUCUGCAAAGUUCUUUACAACUUCUUCAAUGGUUCUGCACUUUCCAUUGGAAUUGUGGAGUUUGACGAUAUUUCUUCAUGUACAACAUUUCUGAACAAAUCAAAGUUUCAGUGUGUUCCAAUGCCACUUGAUAUUUAUAACGCAUUAAAGGCAUGUAAAUAUUACAGGGAAGGUGUAAUUUACGAAGAUGUUGUAAAGUUGAUAUGCAAGCUAUUCUCCGUUCCAUAUCACUCAAACAAGUUGAAAUCUGGAUUAUCUGCUGAUCUUUCUGACGAAUUUCUCAUGGAGAUUGAAUUUGAAAAGGUACAGGGUGAGAUGAUCAAAAAUGGAGAUUUCGCAAUCGCAGCAAAACUAUUCCCGUGGUUUAAUAUAUCGCUCUUGUCACUAGCUGGAAAUUACAAGAGAACUUUUGUAAAAACUAUGGAUUCUGAUAUGCACAAAAAUCUGGCAUUCGUCUCUGUAGACAAUUCACCUGCUAGAUCAAUGGAUAAGAGAAAUGACAUCAAGUCUCCCUCCAAACACACUACCAGAGAUGAUUCCUCCAAAAAGAGGAAAAAGGAUGAGGAUUUUUCACACAAAAAAGGCAAGGAGGAAGAAUCUCUCAAGAGAAGGGAGGAAAAGAAAAAGAGCGCAGACGAAGGCUCCUCCUCCAAGAAAAAGGUUAAACGGUCGGAAGUUGAGGAUAAAAAGAAAAUUAAAGAUAGGCACAGCGAACAUUCUAAACGUUCUGAAUCCAAGGACAGAUAUAGAGAUGAUUCAAGAGAUAAACAUCGUUCUUCUAGCUCCAAAGAUGUCUAUCCAGACUCUAGAGAGAAACACUACGGAGAAGAUAAGAGGGACAUGGAUAGACUCAAAGAUAAAAAAUAUAGGAAGGAUUUAGAGUCAAGGAGUAGACGGUCAGAAUCUUCAAAGGACGGAAAGUCCUCAAGGAGCGACAAGAAAUCCUCUGGCAGUACUGAUAAGGUAAAGAGAGCACGUUCCAAAGAACGCCCGAGCAAAAGAAAGGAGGAUAAGGACAGGAAUGUGAAGGAAAAUGAAGAAAAGGUCCCGUUUAAGGAUUCUAAAAAAGAUGAGAAAAAGGAGCCCAGGAAGGAGGAACGUCAAAAGGAUAUCAAACUCAACAAGGACUUCAAGUCUCCAUUUGCAGAUGUCAUUAGACAUAGCAGAGAUUCUGAAAUGAAAACCGAUUCCACGCCAAAAGAUAAUGUGGAAAAGGACAGAAGGGACGUAAAUAAUAAAAAGUCUGGCGAAAAUGUAACAGAUUGUAAACAAAUUACAAUUAAAAACUCGUUGGAUGAACCCAAAAAACUCUUGCAUCCAGAUCUCUCCAAGGACCUUGAUAGCAUUAGAGAAUCCAAAGUCAGACGUCUAAAGCUAGAAAGAAAGUUGCGGAAGGCCUCUGAAAAGGUAUCCAAACGUAGCAAAAGGGUGCUAUUAGAUAAGCCAGAGUUUAAACGGAGAAGGUAG
Molecule: messenger RNA, 2976 nt
Organism: Theileria equi strain WA
Lineage: Eukaryota; Apicomplexa; Aconoidasida; Piroplasmida; Theileriidae
Exons: 2
Coding region: 1-2976 (991 amino acids)
Biological process (GO): regulation of mRNA splicing, via spliceosome; regulation of cell cycle
Molecular function (GO): RNA binding
Source: RefSeq, a predicted model, not a curated record